CACGCACACACACACACACACCCGGCAGGCAGCAGGCAGGGAGCAGGCAGCAGGCAGGCAGCGGGCGGGCAGCACGGGCUCCGCGGGGCUGCCGGCCCCCGCCGCCGCCGCAUGCGGGUCCCCGCCGCCGCCCCGCAGCCCGCGGCCCCCGCGCCCGCCCCGCCGCCGCCGCCCGCCGCCUCCGCCGCCGCCGUCUGAUGAGCCACAGCCCCGCCGAACCGGGCAGCCGCCGCCCCGCCGCCAGCCACCAUGUACCUGCACCCGGAGGCUGCCAGCGCAGGAGCUCCCUCCCGCGACGUCCUCCUCGUCUCAGCCAUCAUCACCGUCAGCCUUAGCGUCACCAUCGUCCUCUGCGGGAUCUGCCAGUGGUGCCAGCGCAAACUGGGUAAGCGGUACAAGACUUCCCUGGAGACAGUGGGAACCCCCGAUUCCAGCCGAGGCCGCAGCGAAAAGAAAACCAUCAACGAUCUAGACAGAGACUUUUGGAAUAACAAUGACAACACAGUGCAGCAGAAAUGGAGCUCCUACCCUCCCAAGGAGUUUAUUCUAAACAUUUCACCUUACGCCCCGUACGGUGACCCCCGGCUUUCCCUCAAUGGCUCUCUGUUAUCAGGGGCCAAGCUGACGGCGUCGGCCGCCGCGGGGUUGGCGGGGGACCACGACGCCGCCCGCCCCGGGGAGAAGCAGCGGCUCGGCGAGGACGGCCUGAGGAGCAGCGUCUCUGCCCACAGCGAGCCCGGCGCGGGGAAGGCGGCGCGAGGCCGCUGGCACACGGUGCAGAGUCACUUGGCCGCAGGGAAACUCAGCCUGUCCAAUUUCGAGGACUCCACCUUGUCCACAGCCACUACCCUUGAGUAUAUCCCCACCUCAGCAGGCGACCCCAAAUGCCAGAGGCCCCGCACGCUCAUGCGCCAGCAAAGUCUCCAGCAACCCCUCAACCAGCGCGCCAACCACAGCCAACCCACCACCAGCCAAAGCUUGGGGCAUCUCCAAGCCCACAGCGGCUCCUCCACCGGCACCAGCAACCCGCGGGGCUCCCGCGGUGCUCCGGGGCGGCAGGGCAUCGCCGCCGGCUCCAAACAGCGGAUGGCUGGCGGCCGGAGCCGUUCCAAUCCCGGCAGCUGGGACCACGUGGUGGGGCAGAUCCGCAACCGCGGCUUGGACAUGAAGUCCUUCUUGGAAGGCCGGAUGGUGGUGUUAUCCCUGGUUUUGGGACUCUCAGAACAAGAUGACUUUGCCAAUAUCCCUGACCUGCAACCCGCUGGGACGCAGCCGCCCAACCAGCCGAACGCUCAGGGGGACAAGAGGUUGCCGGCCGGCGGCAAGGCGGUGACCACAGCGCCGGUGCCGGGGCAGCCACCGCAAGAUGAGUCCGACCGCAAGACAGAGCCACAUUCCUCCGUCUCCGACCUGGUCAACUCCCUGACCAGCGAGAUGCUGAUGCUCUCCCCGGGCUCCGAGGAUGACGAGGCCCAUGAAGGCAUCAGCCGGGAGAACCUGGGCCGCAUCCAGUUCAGCGUCGGCUACAACUUCCAGGAGUCCACCUUGACCGUCAAGAUCAUGAAGGCGCAGGAGCUGCCAGCCAAGGACUUCAGCGGCACCAGCGACCCCUUCGUCAAGAUCUACCUGCUCCCUGACAAGAAGCACAAGCUGGAGACCAAGGUGAAGCGGAAGAACCUCAACCCGCACUGGAACGAGACCUUCCUCUUUGAAGGGUUCCCUUACGAGAAGGUGGUGCAACGGGUGCUGUACCUCCAGGUCCUGGACUACGACCGCUUCAGCCGUAACGACCCCAUCGGGGAGGUGUCCAUCCCCCUCAACAAGGUGGACCUCACCCAGAUGCAAACCUUCUGGAAGGAUCUGAAGCCCUGCAGUGAUGGCAGUGGAAGCCGUGGGGAGCUGCUGCUGUCGCUGUGCUACAACCCCUCGGCCAACUCCAUCGUGGUGAACAUCAUCAAAGCACGGAACCUCAAAGCCAUGGACAUCGGGGGCACAUCAGACCCCUAUGUGAAGGUGUGGCUGAUGUACAAGGACAAGCGGGUGGAGAAGAAGAAGACGGUGGUAAUGAAGCGGUGCCUGAACCCCGUCUUCAACGAGUCAUUUGCCUUCGACAUCCCCACGGAGCGGCUGCGCGAGACCACCAUUGUCAUCACCGUCAUGGACAAGGACAGGCUGAGUCGCAACGAUGUCAUCGGCAAGAUUUACCUGUCGUGGAAGAGCGGCCCCGGGGAGGUGAAGCACUGGAAGGACAUGAUCGCCCGGCCCCGGCAGGCCGUGGCACAGUGGCACCAGCUGAAGGCCUGAGCACCCCAAGACUGUGCGGGGGUCCCCCAAUUCCCACCCGGUCCCCGUCACCCCUCUGAGGAGCCAAUGGACCGGUGGGACAGUGGCUCAUGGGGACCCGGCGGUAGGAGGGGGACGGAGGCCCCCCAGCUCCCUGCUUUCUCCUUUCGCCAUCACGGGGAUUUGGGGGAUGCCCAGCCAGGACCCCCAGCCAAGGAGGGUGACAGAAGCGAUGACCCCCCUGUCCCCAUCCCCGCCACUGGGCAGGACUUCUGCGAGUGCUUCCAGCCCUGGGAGCCCCUCUGCCCCCCCAUUUCAAGGGGACCAGGCUGUGGGUGCAAGAGGGACCCCCGCAACAUCCCCCUCUUUUUUCAGCUCAAUAAAACCUCUCCGAGCCGUCAGUGUCACCCGAGCGGGGCCACAGACCGCCCCCCCCAUGCCCUGUCUUGUCCCCCCCGCCCUCCCCGAGGUGGGGGUCACCUUGAGGGGGGGCAGAGGGUGACACCCCCCUUUCCCUGGGCCCUCUGGGAUCGGAAGCCAUGACACAGUUCGUUAGCCAAAGCGGGCUCGUUAGUGCACUGCCUUCAGCUGGGUUCGAUGCUUUACCUCCAUUUUCGGGCUCACUCCCUCCAUGGGGACCCUGCCAGCCUGCCACCACUCCAGCUCUUGCCCCGUAACCCCCACCCUGGGCAUGUCCCUGCAGGGGACGGUCCCUGAGCCCCUGGGGGGACAUUGAGCAUCCCCAGGUGACCCAGGCACUGGAGGCUAGUCCGGGACACCCCCAUGAGCCCUGUGCCCAGCACUGGGGUCCCUGGGGGAUAGGCCCAUUUUCCCCAUCCUGGGAAGGUGAUGUCCCCCUCCUGGGGAGGUGACAUCCCCUGGGCCACCCCCUGUAUCCCCAUCAGCCUCUCCCAGAUCUUCCUGCCUGCUCCAUAGGGCAGGGGGUCCCUAAAGUGGGGACAGACCCACCUGGGAGCCCCAUGGGACACAGGGACUUGGCGGGGUGACAGAUGGGGUUGGUUGUCCCCACCGCCCUGCGCUGUGGGGGGGUCAGCGGUGGCUCUGACAGGACCACAGCAGCACUUGGGUGGGAUGUGACACAUCCCUGCCCAUCCCCAGCAGGUGACACUGGUGCCACUUGGUGUCCAGCUACUCCACCAGGACUGGCACAAGGUGAGGACAUGGUGGCCAAUGUCUGUGUGUCCCCAUGGUGGCUCCCGGGGUGUCCCCGUGCCCCUCUGGAUGGAGGGACAUUGGCCGAGCCCUCCAGGAGGAGGGGACAGGUGGGUGCUGCUACCUCCGCAGCCAUCUCAGGUAGGACGCGGCCACCCAUGGGGACACCCAGAGUGAUUCCAAAGGCAACUGGGUGCCCACCAGCAUGGAGCCACCUCCCCUGGCCAAGGGUCCCCCAUCCUCAGUCUUCCUGCUGUCCCUGUGGCACUCGCCACCUGUCACCCCUCCCACACCCGUGGGGACGACACCGAGGUCACCAACACCCCACUGCUGGGUGCCACCGAGCCACAGCCCCUGGGUGUCACCGAGACCAGGGGCUGUCCCCUGGGGGGACUGCGUACAGCCCAGUUUUAGCGUGUCACCCUGCAACCAUCAUCCCUGUGCCACAGCGUGUCCCAGCCGGUGGCACAAGCCCCACGAGCGUUAAUGCCACCCCAUGGGACUGCAUGGGGACAUGGGGUGCUGGGGGGGGCACCCACUUGAACCUCCAUGGGGUUUUCUCCAAGUCACAGUGGGGGGAUCCCGCACCAGAACACCCCAAAAGUCCCCAGGGUGCUAGUCCCUUCUCCCACUGAUGGGGACGUCCCCAGUGCCCUGGGGGACGAGCUGCCUGGGGACAUUGUGGCAGCGGGACCGUCCCAUGGGGGUUUGCCAGCCCUCCCAGUCCCUCUUUAGCCGAUUUUGGACAAUCUGGAGAGAAGUCAUACUACUGCUACUACAGUAAUAACUGACGCUUUUAGGGACAUUUGUAUUUUUAUCAUUUUCUCUCUUCAUUUUUUAACAUAAAAGAGAUUGACACGUCCUGGGGGGGGGCACACCCCAAAGCCGGGCACUACAGCAGGUUGUGCCAGGGUCCCCCCCGACCUGGGGGGGCUGUGCCAAGGUGGGUGACCCCAAAUGGCCCCUCGGUCACCCCCUGUCCCCCGGGAAGGAUUUCUUGUCUACAGUUGGCUCCCCCGGGGCCUCGUGUGUUCAUUUUUUAACUCUAGAGCUCUUAGCCGUUCUCUUGUUCAGGUAUCUUUCUUCUUCAUGUGACAGUAACAUCCAACUGGUGUGUAAAAUACAGCGAAAAAAGACAAAAAAAAAUUAAAAAUGUAAAAAAAUAAUAAUAAAAACAAAAGACAAAAGCCCAGCCCAGCCGGCGAGGGGGUGCCCGGCCGGCGAUGUCACCCCCUGCCGGUGGCUUUGCUGCGUGGGGUGGCUGUGACCAGAUCCCCCCUUUUCCAUUAACAGCAGCAGAGGCCGGGGGGGCUGUGGGGGCGGCAAGGGUUGGGGCGCCUUCUUUGCAGAAUCCUAUUUUUGGGGAGCGGGGCCCCUCGUUUUCUGGAGGCAGCCCCUGUUCUCGGUAAUAAAGGACAGUCAGUAACUGC
This is a messenger RNA of Columba livia (rock pigeon), 4886 nucleotides long. It is a transcript of the gene SYT7, whose product is annotated as synaptotagmin 7. Bases 250 to 2304 code for a protein of 684 amino acids. Gene Ontology annotation, biological process: regulation of dopamine secretion; cellular response to calcium ion; calcium-ion regulated exocytosis. Gene Ontology annotation, molecular function: phosphatidylserine binding; SNARE binding; calcium-dependent phospholipid binding. The record is from RefSeq and is a predicted model, not a curated record. Lineage: Eukaryota; Metazoa; Chordata; Aves; Columbiformes; Columbidae. Gene Ontology annotation, cellular component: synaptic vesicle; plasma membrane. The transcript has 13 exons.